GUUGCUGCUGCUGCUGGUUGUGUGUCUGCGUCGCGCCGAGUGAGGAUGUGGGCGUCGCGGCUGAGGGCGCUGAGGGCAGCGGGGCUCUUCCAAGGGAGAAGGGCUUCGGGCCUCGCCCGGGAACAAGGUAAAAGCAAUGUUGAGGAAUCUGAACUCCGGCCAUUGUACAUGGAUGUCCAAGCAACUACUUCUAUGGAUCCCAGGGUUUUGGACAGCAUGCUGCCUUAUCUUGUGCAUUUCUAUGGCAACCCACACUCUAGAACCCAUGCUUAUGGCUGGGAAAGUGAAUCUGCCAUGGAAAAAGCCAGAAAGCAAGUUGCAUCACUAAUAGGAGCAGAUCCUCGAGAGAUUAUUUUUACCAGUGGGGCAACAGAAUCCAACAAUAUAGCAAUUAAGGGUGUUGCAAGAUUCUAUAAAUCCAGAAAGAAACAUAUAAUUACAGCACAAACUGAACACAAAUGUGUGCUGGAUUCUUGUCGUGCCCUAGAAGCGGAGGGAUUUCGAGUUACAUACUUGCCUGUAAAGAAAAAUGGGAUUAUAGAUUUAAAGGACCUACAAAACGCAAUACAACCAGACACAGGCUUGGUUUCAGUAAUGACUGUGAAUAAUGAGAUAGGAGUGAUACAACCAAUUAGUGAUAUUGGUCAGAUCUGCAGUUCCCAUAAAGUUUUCCUACAUACAGAUGCUGCACAGGCAGUUGGGAAAAUUCCACUAGAUGUCAAUGAAAUGAAAAUUGAUCUAAUGAGCAUCAGUGGCCACAAAAUCUAUGGUCCCAAAGGGGUUGGUGCAAUUUAUGUUCGACGACGGCCAAGAGUAAGAGUGGAACCUAUACAGAGUGGAGGAGGCCAGGAGCGAGGAUUACGUUCUGGGACUGUGCCAACUCCUUUAGCAGUUGGUCUUGGGGCAGCUUGUGAAUUGGCUCAACAAGAGAUGGAGUAUGACCAUAAGCGAGUCAGCUUAUUGGCUGACAGGCUAGUUACAAAAAUAAUGGCAGAAAUUCCUGAUGUUGUCAUGAAUGGAGAUCCAGAGCUUCGAUAUCCAGGCUGCAUCAACUUAUCUUUUGCCUAUGUAGAAGGAGAGAGCCUACUGAUGGCACUUAAAGAUGUGGCACUAUCUUCUGGAAGUGCAUGUACAUCUGCAUCUUUAGAACCAUCAUAUGUGUUGCGUGCAAUUGGAGCAGAUGAAGAUUUGGCUCACUCAUCUAUAAGAUUUGGAAUUGGCCGUUUUACAACUGAAGAAGAAGUGGACUAUACAGUGAAAAAAUGCAUACAGCAUGUCAAGAGAUUAAGAGAGAUGAGCCCACUGUGGGAAAUGGUACAGGAUGGCAUUGAUUUGAAGAGCAUUAAAUGGACACAGCAUUAAACAAAGGCGAUGACUUAUAAACAUAGACUGCCUUGAUGUAGACUGAAUGUAUUAUGAACAUUCCUAAGAAACUAUGUGACACAUAAUAUGAACAACCUCUAUGUGACAGUGGAUUUGCCUUUUCUCAAAAGUCAAUCUGUUAACAUAUAACAUCAGACAUAGAUUAUACUGCAAAUAUACUGGGACACCUGUUUCCUUGGGCCAAAGAAAUUACUGUACUGUAAUUUGAAGGUGAUACUGGGGCAACCUAGAUGUCAAGUAACUGUCCUUCUGUGAGAAAUGUUUCUACUAUAGUUUCUCCCUAUACUGGUUUGCAUCUAUUUCACCAACAUCUAUUCUGUAGCAGAAACUUGUGUUUGUAUAUAUUAUACAUUCAGAAGUAAUCCUUUCAUAGAAUGUAGUCUUCCAUCUAAAAAGCUUGCAUCACAUUUUUGAUCAGUGGUAUGUGCUUGAAUGCACACAACAACAAUGUGCUGUAUAAUAAUGAAUACAGCUAUAUCAAGGUCAACUACUUCCUUAAUGGAGAUGACGUUUUUCAGUGAAAUUCUACUCAUUCUAAUGAUAUUAGUGUUCCACAUUCACAUCUCCUAAUUAUGUCUGACUCUGUUAUUACAAAGUAUUUUCUCAAACUUUAUGGAAUUUAGGUGAUGGUACAGUGUACUGUCACCAUUGCUUCCUUUAGUAUUUGUGGAAGAUAAAAGGCUGUUACUUGGGAAUAAGAUUAUGCUUGUAUGAAAAUGUCCUACGGUUGCUUUCGCUGAUUCAUAAUAAUUAAAUAUGUAAAGUGAAGCCACUGCUUUUCACUACAGGAAGCCUACCAAAGCAAGAUUAUGUUAACUGGUGAGACUAUCACUCAUGGUACUUGUAUGGGUAUAAUUUGUAUGGGAAGUUUUUGCAUUGGUAAUACUAUUUCUUACAAUACAUGGAGGAGUCUGUUUAAAAAUAGGCUGUUCUGUAGUAUCUUCCAUGCCUCCUUUAUUAUUUUGUAGCCUAGCUGUGUUGUACAUGCAGUUUCAAAGAAAAUAGAUUACCGAUUUAGCCACUGGCUGGAUCACUAGCAUCUUCUCAACAAAUCAAAAUUUGUUUGGGCAACAUACCCUCUUGCUUUAGUAUGAAUCCCAUAGUGCAUCAACAUUUUUUGACAUUGUACCUGCUUCCUUGGGGAAAAGCUCAUUAUAGAGCUCUGUUUAGGUAGAACUGUGCUUCACGGAGGAGAGAGCUUGACUUGCAUAGAUGUUUUAGACAUUCUGGAGCAUCAAAUAAUUGCAACAUACACAUCACUGGACUGUACAAUAAUUUGAAAAACAGCUUCAGAAUACUUAUUUGCUAUUUGUAUUGUGCCCUUAUAUGACGGAUCAUCUGAAACUGACUUUUGUUGUUUUAGAGAAAGUCUGUGUGAGAUGGGUGCAGCAGAGAGAAAGACACAUAUGUUUGCAGGGGAUGGAGGUGCCAACAAAAUAAAUUUAAAAGAAAACAGUUUAUACUGAAAGAAAAUGUUUUCCCAUUGUUACUGGAAAAAAUAAAAUAAAAAUGUAGAAAUAA
Molecule: messenger RNA, 2904 nt
Organism: Sceloporus undulatus (fence lizard)
Lineage: Eukaryota; Metazoa; Chordata; Lepidosauria; Squamata; Phrynosomatidae
Gene: NFS1
Product: NFS1 cysteine desulfurase
Exons: 13
Coding region: 46-1362 (438 amino acids)
Biological process (GO): [2Fe-2S] cluster assembly
Cellular component (GO): cytosol; mitochondrion; nucleus
Molecular function (GO): cysteine desulfurase activity; pyridoxal phosphate binding
Source: RefSeq, a predicted model, not a curated record